CGGGUCGACCCCCCUUUGUUGCCUGACCGCGCCUUCUUGGCCUGCACUGUACGCACCACUGCCCAGCCCUCCCAGCCCCGUCAGCCCGCACGCCAGCCAGCGGAUCGAUCAGCGCAUCAUCCAACAACCCCUCACUACCCACACCACCACCACACGUCCGCCGUGACAACUCCUUCCUUUCUACAACUCUCUCACUUUCCUAUUAAACUCUUUCCAUCCUUCCUCAAACUCUCUUGCGACCCCAACUCUCUCUCUCAAGUGUCACCCAUCCACAGCCUCGCUACUCGUAGCAUCCACUUUCAACACACACCCCAAAACACACUCAACCCACACACCUACAAUGUCUGCUGAGAAGAAGGACUCUGUCGUCCUCGUCACUUCCGACGACGAGACGUUCACCGUCGAGAAGAAGGUUGCCGAGCGUUCCAACCUCAUCAAGAGCAUGAUCGAGGACCUCCCCUCGAGCGACGAGUCGAUCCCCCUCCCCAACGUUUCGUCGUCAGUCCUCGUCAAGGUCCUCGAGUACUGCGACCACCACAAGAACGAGCCCCUCCCCGCGGCCGACUCGAACGACGCCGACGACGCCCGUCGCAAGGCCAGCGAGAUUGGCGAGUGGGACGCCAAGUUCAUCCAGGUUGACCAGGAGAUGCUCUUCGAGAUCAUCCUCGCUGCCAACUACCUCGACAUCAAGCCCCUCCUUGACGUUGGCUGCAAGACCGUUGCGAACAUGAUCAAGGGCAAGACGCCCGAGGAGAUCCGCAAGCUCUUCAACAUUGUCAACGACUUCACGCCCGAGGAGGAGGAGCAGAUCAGGAAGGAGAACGAGUGGGCCGAGGACCGCUAAACUCCUCACCCAAUAUCUGAGACUCGAUGGUCUGCAGAGAUGUGGUAGCUGGCCUAAGGCGUGAAGGCAUUGCAUGUAAAUUAUGAGCCUACAAGUGGUCGGGCAAGUCGGGAGCAGGCUGCAGGCACGACAUCCGGGUCCGAUGACCUCGGCUCGAGUCAACACCUCACGAUGAUGGUGAUUGAUACAUUACAAGUCUAUGGAGAGGGGCACGAUCAAGCAGCCACUGCUGGCUGCUCGUACUGGCCGAUAGCAGCGACCUUGUCUGCGGAUGCGCUCUGCUCGUCAAAGACGUAGCCGAGCCACUCCUGGGCGAGACGCCGGGCGAGCUCGAUGCCGAUGACGCGCUGGCCCAUGCAGAGCACCUGGGCGUUGUUUGAGAGGAUGGAGCGCUCGACUGAGAACGAGUCGUGGGCGGUGACGGCGCGGACGCCUGGGACCUUGUUUGCUGAAAUGGCGACUCCGAGGCCUGUGCCACAGAUGAGGAUGGCGCGGUCCGCCUCCCCGGCAGCAAUCUUGCGCGCGGCAGCGACCGCGACGUGGGGGUACGCCGUCUUGUCUGCGUCGGCGAGCACGCCGACGUCGAUGACGGCGCGCACGCGCGCGUCGCGCUCGAGGUCGGCCUUGAUGCUGUUCUUGUACGCCACGCCGGCUUCGUCGCAGCCCACGACGACGGUGUACGGUGGUGGGGCCAUGUUGGUGGUGUGGGUGAGUGAUGGGGGUGUCAAUGCAAGUGCAGCUGCAACAUCAACA
Vanrija pseudolonga is the source of this 1597-nucleotide messenger RNA. RefSeq names its product E3 ubiquitin ligase complex SCF subunit sconC (gene sconC). Bases 341 to 844 code for a protein of 167 amino acids. Gene Ontology annotation, biological process: SCF-dependent proteasomal ubiquitin-dependent protein catabolic process; mitotic cell cycle. The transcript is spliced from 7 exons. NCBI's taxonomy places the organism in Eukaryota, Fungi, Basidiomycota, Tremellomycetes, Trichosporonales, Trichosporonaceae. Gene Ontology annotation, cellular component: cytoplasm; nucleus. The record is from RefSeq and is a predicted model, not a curated record. Gene Ontology annotation, molecular function: cullin family protein binding.